AAUAAAAGUAUCUGGUCACAUUGCUGGACUAAAGCAGCGUUUUUGGAAAAUUUGCCGGUUGGACUACGACUGAUUCACAAAAUGUCCGAGGAAGCACUUGCCGGCGUGCCACUGGUGCACAUCAGUCCAGAGGGCAUCUUCAAGUAUGUCAUGAUCAAUGUCUUCGAUGGAGGAGAUGCUUCAAAGGCGGUGAUCCGCGGAUUUGCGGACUGCACAUGGCAUGCCGACAUCUUCGAGCGCGAGGAGGAGGUCUUUAAAAAACUGGGGCUGCGGGCCGAGUGUCCUGGCGGCGGUCGCAUUGAACACAAUCCCGAGAAGAAGUACUUGAAGGUCUACGGAUACUCGCAGGGCUUUGGAAAAGCUGAUCACGCGCAGACCAAACGCAUCCUGGCCACCAAAUACCCGGACUACACGAUCGAAAUCUCCGAUGAGGGAUAUUAGCUGCAAUCAACGAGAGAAGACUCCACAUAAGCACACUGACAUGAAUUUAUACCAUUGGCUUUGAUCCUGUGUGCCAUGAUUUUAUUGGAAAUGGCAUUUAAAAUUGAGAAAUGCUCUGAAAGGCAGUUAGUCUGUAGCUUUGCAACUGCUCGCACUAAACCUUUUCGGAUCUAAAUUAAUCAGUUUGUACACAAAUUUCGUUUCUUUUCCUUUGGUUAAAUAAAAUGAAAAUGUUCAAGUC
This is a messenger RNA of Drosophila melanogaster (fruit fly), 682 nucleotides long. It is a transcript of the gene janA, whose product is annotated as janus A. The record is from RefSeq and is marked reviewed. The transcript is spliced from 4 exons. Bases 82 to 441 code for a protein of 119 amino acids. NCBI's taxonomy places the organism in Eukaryota, Metazoa, Arthropoda, Insecta, Diptera, Drosophilidae.